Molecule: messenger RNA, 747 nt
Organism: Poecilia reticulata (guppy)
Lineage: Eukaryota; Metazoa; Chordata; Actinopteri; Cyprinodontiformes; Poeciliidae
Source: RefSeq, a predicted model, not a curated record
AUGAAGACUCUGAAUGUACUGACGUUUCUUUGUGCCUUGACGGCUCUGAGUCAAGCUGCUGGUGCCAGCGAGGAAACUGAGAUUGAGGAAAAGUUUUAUGAAGCCGAAGCUGGAAACUGGACAGAUCCAGCAGAUGUAGAAAAUGGAUCUGAAGUGGAGGAGGCUGCUCCACAGGCAACAAAUGAUCUGCUUAGGAGUUCUUGUCCUGCUGGUUGGUGGCAGUUYAACCGUCGCUGCUUCAUCUACAUUCCCAGAACCUUGACUUGGGCGAUAGCCCAGAGAAACUGUGUGUCUAUGAGGGCAACCCUUGCAUCSGUCCACAGCGUUCAGGAGUACCAUUACAUCCAGAGGUUGAUAACAGCUGCAACUCACGGAUCACCAGAAACAUGGMUUGGAGGCUCUGAUGCUCAGCAGGAGGGCGUUUGGCUGUGGAGCGAUGGGAGUCCCUUCCACUACUCUCACUGGUGCCACGGAGAGCCAAAUAAUGACAGAAACCAGCACUGCCUACAGAUGAACUAUGGAGGACCCAAGUGCUGGGAUGACAUGUGGUGCAACCAUCAUCGUCCGUCAGUCUGUGCCAAAAACAUCUGAGAUCUCACUGACAGAAAUCCAACAAAUGCAACUGGAUGGGUUGUUAUGUGUCUGCUUUUACAUUUUAACGAUCAAACUUGAUUCAAAAUUUAAAAUUAUAUUUUGAAGUUUUAAAAUAUUUCCUCUGUAUAAUAAUUAAAUAAUCGAGAUAUAAGG